GUCGCCAUUGGAGUGGGAGCAGGAGCAGGAGCUUUAGUUGCUGCAGUCGGGGGUUCCUGUUGUUCUGGGAGCCAUAGGUUUCACCUCCGCUGGAAUAGCAGCAGGCUCCUAUGCUGCUGGCAUGAUGUCGACAGCUGCAGUUGCUAACGGAGGAGGAGUGGCAGCGGGAAGUCUGGUGGCUUCUUUACAGGCAAUAGUUUGGUUUCUCAGAAGAGUUCGUCAGACCUAUAAAAAGAUGGGCCCUGCUGGGACAGCUGCUGCCAUUGUAGGAGGUGCAGUAGUUGGUGUGGUCGGGGCUCCUGUUGUUCUGGGAGCCAUAGGUUUCACCUCCGCUGGAAUAGCAGCAGGCUCCUAUGCUGCUGGCAUGAUGUCGGCUGCUGCAGUUGCUAACGGAGGAGCAGUGGCAGCAGGAAGUACAGUGGCUGUUUUGCAGGCAGCAGGUGCAGCUGGUCUGUCAGGAGCUGCCACUGCAGCUGUGGCUGGAGCUGGAGCAGCAGUGGGAUGGCUGACAAGCUUCAUCCGAAAAUGACCAUGAAUAAGAACAAGAUACAUUUACAAUAUUUUUACGUUUACCAAAUUAAGGAGGUUAUUGCAAAUUACAUCAGUUAAUUUACUAAACAGCACUUCUGAUUUCAGACAACUGAAAUGUUUUGUGCAAUAAAUCUGUGUAACCUGUGAAAGAUA
Messenger RNA from Sander lucioperca (pikeperch), 684 nucleotides. RefSeq names its product interferon alpha-inducible protein 27-like protein 2A. The coding region runs from base 122 to 529 and encodes 135 amino acids. The transcript is spliced from 6 exons. Gene Ontology annotation, biological process: apoptotic signaling pathway. Lineage: Eukaryota; Metazoa; Chordata; Actinopteri; Perciformes; Percidae. The record is from RefSeq and is a predicted model, not a curated record. Gene Ontology annotation, cellular component: mitochondrion; membrane.